Messenger RNA from Phaeoacremonium minimum UCRPA7, 1098 nucleotides. RefSeq names its product putative type 2a phosphatase-associated protein 42 protein. Gene Ontology annotation, molecular function: protein phosphatase 2A binding. Gene Ontology annotation, cellular component: cytosol. The record is from RefSeq and is a predicted model, not a curated record. Gene Ontology annotation, biological process: regulation of dephosphorylation; regulation of signal transduction. Lineage: Eukaryota; Fungi; Ascomycota; Sordariomycetes; Togniniales; Togniniaceae. The transcript has a single exon. The coding region runs from base 1 to 1098 and encodes 365 amino acids.
AUGGACGAGCCUAGGACUCUCAAGUCCGUCUUCGCAGAGGCAGAAGAGAAACGGCAUGCUCUCGACAACACGUACGAGGCGGCCUCGCCUCAGUACCGGGAGGACCUCUCCGCCGCGAUCGACGACUACCUGGAGUGCCUGCAGCUGAUCGGCAGUCUCUCCAUCUUCAGCCCCAACGAGAGCCUCGAGGACAUUUCGACCUCUGACCUCCCCUACCUCCUCAUCAACUUCUACCUCGCCGAGCUCACCCAGAAGAUCUCCGCGACCUCGCCCCACGAGCGCAAGAAGGUCCUGGAGAGGGCGCGGGAUGCGUACGAGAGGUUCCUGCACAUGCUGGACAGCUACUCCCUCCUGUCGCCGUCGUACGCGAAGCUGCUCGAGAGCUACGCCGACGACCCCGGCUCCUUCUCCACCGUCUCGACCUCGGACCCGAACGCCAGGCGGAACGCCAAGAUUGCAAACUUCAAGGCGGAGAAGGAGCUGCGCCAGAAGCUGGAGUACCUGCGGCGGCGACCCGAGUACCUUGAGGACGGCGGCGGCGGCGGCGACGAGGAGGCGGUGCGCGAGGUGCACGUCGCCAACGUCCACUACUGCGCCCACAUGACCUUCCAGGCGCUCGAGAGCCUGAACAGGGAGUUUGAGAUCCUGGCCCAGGCGCCGGUGCCGCUGCUGCCGCAGACGUCGUCCGUCGAGGAGGACGAGCGACGGCGCGCCGACAGCAUGCAGGAGGACGGCUUCUCGGACCGGCUGGACCGGCCGUUAAGGAGGCUGGGGUCGCUGAGCGGGAACGGCCCGCUCCUCGCAAAGGACGGGAAGCCCUUGCGGCCGUUCACGCUGCUGGGUAACAGGCAGGAGAUCCAGAGAGGCGUGUUCAGGCCGAGCCACAACUUGCCGACCAUGACGAUCGACGAGUACCUGGAUGAGGAGAGGCGGAGAGGCGGCAUCAUUGAGGGAGGUGGUGAGGCGAGCGGCCGACAACCGACGCCAGAUGAGGACAAUUACGAGAAGGCCGAUGCAGAGACUAUGAAGGCCAGAGAAUGGGAUGAGUUCACCGAGGCGAACCCAAAAGGCAGCGGUAACACAUUGAACAGGGGUUGA